CGGAAGUGUCACCAUUUUGUGUUGCACCAGUUGUCGCCAUGUUCAAAAUGGCCAAGCUUUAUUGAGCGUCGCGGAUUUGUCCAACAAUGGUGUUUAAAUAAAGAAACGGAUCAUUUGAAUAAUUCCAGACAAGCGGCAUGAUUGAGCUUCCCAACUACAGCAGUCAGCUGAUGCAGCAACUGUGUGCCCUGAGGAAGGAGGGCCACUUUUGUGACUGCACCAUUCUUGUGGGGGACAACCCCCACCGUGCACAUAAACUGGUGCUGGCCGCUUCCAGCAUGCUGUUCAGGUCACUGCUGGACAGUUCCGAUACCGUCUCCAUUGACACGACGGUGGUGUCCUCGCAGGAGUUUGUGUGUCUUCUCGACAUGGUCUACACGGGGAAGCUACCUUUUGGGAAGCAUAACGUCAGCCGCAUCAUCGCCGCCGCAGACAGCCUGCAGAUGUUUGACGUGGCUGUGAGCUUUAAAAAUGUCCUCACCAACAUCAUCAACCAGCAGCAGCCGGCGUCAUCCAACUCUACACAGAUCACGGCGCACCCCAAACAUCCUCACGCUUCACCUGCGCCUGCUGCGGAUGAGACACCCGAGGGUGGGAUGGAGGUGAAGCAUCAGUCAGCAGAGGAAGAGGAAAAUGAAAAAGCAGAGGAACCCGAGUGUAAAAGAGUCCGUCAGGACCUUUCAGAAACCUCAGGACCCGAGGACAGCAAAGCCACAGAGAGCGUUGAGCCGGAAGAAAACAUAACCGCGACCGAGGAUACCACCGAGGCCGCACCUGCACGUCUGGAGCGCUCCUCUCAGCUGAUGGAGCUCCUCGCCAACGUGCCAGAUGUUCUUCAACUGCUGAGCCAAGCAGCUCAAGGCGGUCUGGACCAAGAGGAGAGACAGGUCGUGACUACGUGCUGUGAAGACUCGGAUCCCAACUCAGCGGUGAAGAAGCUGAAGAGCCAAGUGGAGAAGGGACUCGUCGGCGAGGAAGCUCUCCUGAAGCUGCUCCGUUGCGUCCGACAGAACGCUCCGUCUUCCUUCCCAGCGCCGCUGCUCUCCCGGCUGGAGGACUUGGAUAAAGUCACUGAAGAAGAGCCUGGCGGGGGACAAAAUGGAGUUAACCCGGAACAGGACACCAGGAGUGAAGUCAAGAUGGAGGAAAGCAGUAAACAGAACCCGGACGAGGAGGAGGAGGAGGAGGAAGUGGAGGAGACAGACGCGGACUCGCCGUGUCCCUCCAAGGCGUACUGCUGUCACUGGUGUAAGAAGAUCUUCGCCUACAAGUGUCGCCUAGCGGCGCACAAGAGGCGCUGCCCCAUGUCGGACGAGUGUCAGCUGCCGUGUCCGCACUGCUCCGAGAAGCUAGCCAACCAGCGCGCCCUGCAGCGCCACCUCACCGAGGCUCACCCCGGCAGCGCGGGAGCCAAGAAGAAGAAGAAAAUAUCCUGUGAUCUCUGCGGGCGCACCUUUGCGCACCCGUCAGGUAUGAUUUACCACAAGCGAACGGAACACUUUGACGAGAAACCGUUUGCGUGCGAGACGUGCGGCGCCAAGUUUUCCGCCACCUCGUCGCUGAAGAACCACAUGCGACUCCACACGGGCGAAAAACCCUUCCGCUGUAAACACUGCGACAUGAGCUUCAGCGUGUCUGCCGCGCUGGCGUACCACACCAAGAAGAAACACUCCGAGGGUAAGAUGUACGUGUGUCAGUACUGCAAAGCUGUCUUCGCCCAGUCCAUCGAGCUCUCGCGGCACGUGAGGACACACACGGGGGAUCGACCCUACGUGUGUCGGGAAUGCGGGAAAGGCCACAGCCAGGCCAGCGGCUUGACAGUCCACCUGCAGACCUUCCACAACCUGCCCCAGCCCCUGGACUGCCCCAAGUGCUGCCUCAGCUUCCAGACUUUGGAGGAGCACCAGAAGCACAACGAGGAGUUCCACCUGAAGGAGUUCCACAAGUGCCCCACGUGCGACAAAGUCUUCACCAGCGCCGCCCUGCUGGACAAACACAAGACCAUGCACACCGGACUCAAACCCUUUAUCUGCAACCUGUGCAACAAGUCGUACCAGCAACUGUCCGGGUUGUGGUACCACAACAGGACCAACCACCCUGAUGUGUUUACCAGCCAAACGCGGCAGCUGAAGACCCUGGUCCAGUGUGAUGUGUGCUUCAGGUUCUUCCCCAGUUCCUCUAGCUUGGCCAAACACAGGAAAGCUGAGCAUGAAGGCUCCGCAGCGUCCACCCUACACUGCCCGCACUGCCAAGAUGUGUUCGGCGGCCAUGAUGAGUUGCAGACUCACAUCAACUCCCAGCAUGAAAAAAGCAUCAAGCAUUGGAUCUGCCCGCUCUGCAGCCAGGUUAGCACCUCCCAGCCGGAGCUCCAGGAGCACCUCCUCUCCUGCCACAUGGAGGCCCAGCAGACGCAGGAGGAGGCCAGCCAAGAGCAAGCUCCCAACACACACACGACGGUCUCCGUACAGGAAGCCGAGGAUGUGGCGUGCGCCGAUGGGUCUCAGGUGGCCGUGGCCCAGCAGGUGUUUGUGGCUCUGGAUCCGCCUUCGGAGGUGGUGGAGGUCAACAUGUUUGAUCUCCUGAACAAUUCCGUCACCUUCAUUUGUGAAGACAAAGCAGCUGAUGUCUAGCGGACAGGAAGCAACCAAGUCAUUUCACUGUGUGACGCCGUUCUCGUCACGUCAGCAGGUACCUCCACAAGUACGCCCCCCGGGUCUCGUAGGAUUCACAAAGAUUCCGCCUCGGUCCUCGUACACUGUCUGGGUUUUUGUACACUUAAGAAAAUGUAAUUUUAACCGUGGAUACGUUUAAUUUUUUACAUACAUUUCACGUUGGGCUCGUUUCAGAGAGCGUUUUCUGACAUCCACUUCUUUCUUCGUCCUUUGUGUUGGCUAUCAGGGCCACCUUGGAAAAAAAUCUGAGAUUUUGGGACUAAAUAGCUCUUCAGGAAGGAAACCUUCCUCUUGCUUUAGCCAAGCUUUUAUUUAUUACAUGGCAGCAAAACAGAGCAGUGGAUUAGCAUGUUAGCAUAGCCCACUUCUGAAGAGUCAGGUUUUUCUUUUUUUUUUUGUUAUAGUUAACUCAGGAAUGAAAGUGUGAUUCUUAUAUUUGCAAUAAAUAUUUAAUUUUUGUCUAAAACAAUGCAGGAGCAGACAAUUCCAAUGUGGGCCCAAGCAGGUAUCAUUGUGUGAAUAAAUUAUAUAUGCAAAUUAGAGAUGCCACAAUAUAUAUUUUUUUCCAUGACCACUAUUGUAAACUAAACAGUAAAAAUCUGAAAUUUUCAGAAUAAAGGCGGAAAUUUACAACUUUAUUCUUAUUCUUAAAUAUUUUUGGAAAAAAAUUGACAUAUUUACAAUUUCCAUUGUAUUUUCUCAUUAAUUUGACUUUUCCCCCUCAUCAAUCCCAUCAAUUUAUCAUUUUUCUCGUCACGAUUCUUUUCUCGUAAAUUUAUGUCUUUAUUCUCGAAAUAUCAGAUUCCUGUUUAUCAUCGUUUUUAACAUUAGAGUCCUGUAAACAUGAAAUAACUGCCAUAUAAAGAAAAUGUAAAGGUGACUACCUUUACAUUUGUAUUACCGAAUAUAGUAGAUAUAACAAGAGAAACAUUAGGACUACAAUUCCACGUUAGCAGUUGUUUUUCUGGACAGAGUACUUCCGGGGUGGAUAUUGUCUCAGUGUAACGUAAUGGUACCUUUAAAUGGCUUUACACUCGCAUUGUCCAAUAUGGAGGAGAAAACAGGCCAUUUGAGAUGUAUUAUGUAUAAAAUAGAAUAAAUUCGUGUGUACGUGUUAGUAAAUGUGCACAGAAGAGAAGCCAUUUAAGACUUCAACGGCUGCUCGUGCGUACGUUUUUUCCCUCCCUCCAGUAUACUUCAGUACGCUCGUGCGUACGUGUCACAGUAAACGUGUUCCGUGUCCCACGGACAGGAAGUGAUGCCGUGUUUGCAAUACAGUAAUGCAUUCAGGCUCUCGCUUCUUGUCACCGUCUCACCGACACCUUGUGGCCAACUUAGAAUACUACAGUCAAUUCAUUUCAGAAGGCUUAUUCUUUCUUGUAUUUGGAUUUGUUAAUUUUGCUGUUUUGUGCUUGAAUAUACAUUUGUUGAGCCAUAAUGCGAGGGCGCUAUGCUAACGAGGGUCGACAGUAUUUCCAUGGGUACACUUCAGGAAGUGGACCUACUUCCGGUGUGUGAAUGUUGACUUACCUGUAAUGACGAUAUUUACCUAAAGACUUGAUUGA
Molecule: messenger RNA, 4237 nt
Organism: Doryrhamphus excisus (bluestripe pipefish)
Lineage: Eukaryota; Metazoa; Chordata; Actinopteri; Syngnathiformes; Syngnathidae
Gene: zbtb40
Product: zinc finger and BTB domain containing 40
Biological process (GO): regulation of transcription by RNA polymerase II
Cellular component (GO): nucleus
Molecular function (GO): protein binding; DNA-binding transcription factor activity, RNA polymerase II-specific
Source: RefSeq, a predicted model, not a curated record